GGAGCUUGCCGGGGGUGCGGGGCAGGGGGAGCGGGAGGCGCCGCGAGGCCUGUCCAGCGGGGCAGAUCGUGGGGCGUGCGUGGGCUCGGGAGGGCGGCCAGCGCUCUCCAUCGGCGCGGGGCUGAGGCUGCUGCGUGACUUCCCUGGCUUUAAAUGGUGCGGCUGAUUCUGUUCUUUGGGGUUGGCCUCUCUUUCUUUGGAGCAAGAGUGAGCUUUUUAUUAAGCCUCCACCUCUCGUGAAACAAAGCAACUUAGGCUGUAGCAGAUGUCCAUUUGUCCUCUUGCAUGGCUUGCGUUCAAAUUCAUCUCAAAACGGUCUUUCAGAUGUGGUGGCACAGCUGGAGCCAUCCUGACCUGUCCCCUGGAAGUGGUGAAGACACGUCUGCAGUCAUCCCAGCUGGCAGUGCGGCCUCUGUGCCUCCCAGAGAUACAGCUGCCAGGGAUGAGUGUGAGGCUGAUCAAUCCCACCCCACCAUCUCCUGGAGUGCUCAAGUUGCUGAGGGCCAUCCUUGAGAAGGAAGGCAAACGGUCCCUGUUCCGAGGUCUGGGUCCAAACCUGGCUGGGGUUGCCCCUUCCCGGGCUAUAUAUUUUGCUGCCUAUUCUACUGCUAAGGAGAGGCUUAAUACUGUCCUGGUACCGGAGUCCAAGAAAGUACACAUAUUAGCAGCAGCCUGUGGAGGCAUUAGCUCAGCCACACUCACCAACCCCAUCUGGUUAGUGAAAACCAGGAUGCAGCUGGAAGCCAGGGUGAAGGGGGAGAUGGCCAGCAGUGCUCUCCAGUGCGCCAUGCACGUGUACCGCACUGAAGGCCUGCGUGGAUUUUACCGUGGGGUCACUGCCUCCUAUGCUGGAGUGUCAGAGACCAUCAUACACUUUGUCAUCUAUGAAGCACUGAAAAAGGAGCUGAGAAACAGCCAGCUUUCCCAUUCCCCAUCACUCACACUUCCACCAAACAACAGCGAUUUCUUGGCACUGAUGGGCGCUGCUGCUGUCUCCAAAACAUGUGCUACGUGCAUUGCAUAUCCCCACGAGGUCGUUCGGACGCGGUUGCGAGAGGAGGGGUCCCGGUACCGUUCCUUUGCACAGACUCUGCAGCUCGUGGUCCGUGAAGAGGGGCCCUCGGCUUUGUACCGGGGGCUCCUGGCGCACCUGAUCCGCCAGAUCCCAAACGCAGCCAUCAUGAUGGCUACCUAUGAACUCAUCGUACAUCUGGCCUCUUCCGCCUUGUAAGCUGUGGCACCUGGCUGAGGCUGCUCUGCAGGUGCAGGGACAUCGUGGUCCUGAGACCUGGUCCUUUGCAGUGCUCUGAGAGGCGGGGCUUUCUGUCACAGGUCCGAUCUGGAUCAGGAUUCUCAGGACGUGGCGACUGUUUUGUGCCAACUGUUUUGCUCCAAUGUGCACGGUGUAGCUUUUUUUUUCCUUCUGGAGAUUUGAAUUAUUCCAGUGCUUCAAGAUGUCAGGGCACUGGUUUGACAGUGCCAGUUGUAAACUCCCUUGAAUAAACAAAGGCAUGGAAUUUACUGGGAAGGAGACAAAGCAGAAAAGUUUGAGAGUGGCUUAACCCCAGCACGUUCACUUCUUUUGGACCCAGAAACAGCAAUACGUGGGGACAGCUGGGCACGAAGACAGACUAAGCUGAAACAUCCGAGAGAACUGCAGCAAGCAAAGAUCUUGUGCUGCAACCAUGCCCUCGGAGGGGCUCUUUCACCACCUACUGUACUGCCUUCUUGCCCCUAAGGAGGAUUUCUCAACCUUGGCUGCCAACAAAUUGCAGAAUUUGGGUCCUUCACAUGUUGCAGCCAUAGCCCCAAGAUGUGUCAGGCAGCUGACAGCCCCUCUUUGUCUUGCAGGGUCUGAAAACCCAGACCAAGAAGAUCAGGGAAGAAGCACAACCUGCUCUGGAGCACUAUCCUAACAACUCAUGCUACUGCUGGACUCAGAGCCAUGCUGUGCUAGUAUCUGUUGUGUUUCCAUCCCCUCCAUGCUCAGCAGAAAGUGGAAGAUGCCUCCUUCCUCCAGAAGUGCUGGGGCUGUUCUAAAAGCUGAAACCCUUGGUAUAAAAAAUACUCUAUCAUACUGAUAAAGAAAGCAGAUCAUGUGAGAAGAUGGAUGAAACUAAGGAGAUUUGGCCUGUUUCUGCUGAUACACUAAGUGUAUGGAAAGAACCUUAUUUAUUUUGUUUUCCUGUGUUCAAGAACUCAGUUUGCUGCACGUGCUACAUUUGCCUGUGAUAGGCUUGAGUGCCUUCUGUUCCUCUGUGGGUCUCUAGCACUGAGUCCUGGGGAAGGCUGCAUUGUGUUUACAGAGUAUUUUGGUUCUCAAAAAGGCAGGGAACAGGGUCCUGAGUGAUGUGUUUUUCUUGUUUCAUCACAUGCUAAAAAAUGUAACCCUUCCCCGAGAUAAGGUAGUAAUUUCAGUAAACACGUGCUCUGGACAAGCUCCAGCUUCACAUUAGAGGCUACGCUAUUUCUUUCCCUGGUGGUAGUGAAAAACUGCAGAAGUCCUGAAUGUUUUAUUUGAAAUCCAUUUAUUUUAAAAUCCACUUUGUUUCCUCAUCUUUCUUACCUUCAUUCAUUUAGUAUUAGGAGUAUUGACAAUUUUACAAAGCGACACAAAGCUGCAGUGGUUUGUUGGUUGUUUGUUUUUUUUUUGUUGUUGUUUUUUUUGCAUGAAACGAGAAUAAACCUCAAAUGACAACAUUGAAAAAAUAUACAAUAUAUAUAUAUAAUAUCUGGGGAGGGGUUGUGAGAAACCCCACUCUGAGCCCUAUGGCUGGCUCUGCCUUUCAGAUUUCCAUUCUUUCCAACACCUGCAUCACAGUCUGAACUGUGCCACCAUCAUGUGUAAGUGCCCUAACAGAUUGUUUCUGGAGAGCCAGAUGGGGGGUCAAUAAUGUGGGGAAUGUCCACAAUGAGAAUGGCAGAAGAUGAAGGAACAUGGGGGGCAGAAACGAUCAAUGAGGGAGGAGCACAUGUACACGGUGGGGGAGGAAAGAAGUUGAAA
Molecule: messenger RNA, 3004 nt
Organism: Ficedula albicollis (Collared flycatcher)
Lineage: Eukaryota; Metazoa; Chordata; Aves; Passeriformes; Muscicapidae
Product: solute carrier family 25 member 36-like
Exons: 8
Coding region: 266-1231 (321 amino acids)
Biological process (GO): pyrimidine nucleotide import into mitochondrion
Cellular component (GO): mitochondrion
Molecular function (GO): pyrimidine nucleotide transmembrane transporter activity
Source: RefSeq, a predicted model, not a curated record